AUGGACUACUUUCUGUCUACCAAAAUCGGAGGGAGGGUUGGGCCUAAGAAACUUCAACAUAUGGAAAACAGUGCUUUGCCUAAGAUUCAUUUGGCUACUUCACUCCGGCUCGGAAUCUCUGUGGGUAUCAGAUGGCACAAGCAUCAUCACCUCCAUAGCGCCAGUUUUUGGGCAACUGAAGCAAAGAACUCAGACUCUGCCUCCUGGGAAUCCAUCAUCUCUUUGAAGCCACUAGCAACCAUUUUCUUGAAGUGUAGUAUAAAAAAUGGUGAAACUGCUCUGUUUUGGUAUGAUCUUUGGACGCCAUUUUGGCAGCUCAUUGAAUUCAUAGGACAAGCCGGACAAAGAGAUCUUAACGUACCAAUCAAUGCCACUGUCCGAGAAGCCUCAAGUGAAAUGGUAUGGAGAUUGUCAUCUCCACGAUCAGACAUGGCCUUAACAUUCCAGAUUCACUUGACAACUCUACCUCUGCCUCAUCUCCAGUCAGCUAGGAACACUUAUCAUUGGAUAGCAGACAACCCCGACUGCCAUGGCUAUUUCUCAUCUAAAACGUGGGAGGUCCUAAGACCUAGGGUCUCACCAAAGCAAUGGACAAAGGCUGUUUGGUUCAGUGGUGCUAUUCCCUGUCAGGCCUUCAACAUGUGGCUGGCUUCUCUCAACCGUCUGCCAACUAAAGUGUGCCUAGCUUCAUGGGGGUUAAACAUUCAUACAAAUUGCUGCUUCUGCACCUCCCCGCCGACUGUUUCUCACUUGGGAUGA
Molecule: messenger RNA, 759 nt
Organism: Brassica napus (rape)
Lineage: Eukaryota; Viridiplantae; Streptophyta; Magnoliopsida; Brassicales; Brassicaceae
Exons: 1
Coding region: 1-759 (252 amino acids)
Source: RefSeq, a predicted model, not a curated record